Messenger RNA from Poecile atricapillus (Black-capped chickadee), 1970 nucleotides. Its product is annotated as neuronal pentraxin receptor-like. The record is from RefSeq and is a predicted model, not a curated record. The transcript is spliced from 5 exons. NCBI's taxonomy places the organism in Eukaryota, Metazoa, Chordata, Aves, Passeriformes, Paridae. The coding region runs from base 176 to 1624 and encodes 482 amino acids.
GUGCUGCUGCCGGUACCGUCCUUGUCCGCCAGCUCCCUCCGGGCUGCCCGUCCAUCCCUCCGACCGUCCGUCCCCUUCUCCAUCCCCGCCCGCUUUGUUUUCUCGCCGUCCGCGGGCUCGGGCCCCCCACGCCGCUGCCACCCUGAAGUUUCUGGCGGUGCUGCUGGCGGCGGGCAUGCUGGCUUUCCUCGGGGCCAUCAUCUGCAUCAUCGCCAGCGUCCACCCGGCCGGCACCGCCGCGCCCGCAGCCGCCGCCGCCGACAAUGACUCGGCCGCCGCCGCCCUCCUGCCCGCCGCCGACAAGGGGCUGGGAGCGCUGCACGGCCCCGCCGAGGCUCUGGCCAGCGCCGGGCCGCGCCUGCCGGGGGGGCCGCCGCUCUUCAGCCGCUUCGUCUGCACCCCGCUGAGCACCGAGUGCCCGGCCAGCGGCACCGGCACCGCCGCCGGCAGCGCCGCCGGCCCCGAGGAGCUGCUGGCGCUGCGGAGCGCGGCGGCCCAGCUGCGCCGCACGGCGCUGGAGCAGAAGGAGCGGAUCCGCAUGGACCAGGAGACCAUCCGGGAGCUCACCGGCAAGCUCAGCCGCUGCGAGGGCGGCCUGCGGAGCCCCCCCGCCGCCGCGCCCCCCGCUGCCGCCGGGCUCCGCGCCGCCCCGCGCCCCGGCACCAUGGGCCACCCUCCCGACGAGCCGCCCGCCGUGCGGGAGCUGGAGGAGGCUGUCCGCACCCUCCAGGACCGAAUCGACCGGAUAGAGCAGGAGCUGCCAGCCCGCACCAAUGGCUCAGCACCCACUGCCCCGGCACUUGCCCGUGAUGCCCUCCACACCAAGAUGGAGCAGCUGGAGGAGCAGCUCCUUUCCAAGAUCCUGACCCUGCAGAAAGAGCGCCAGGCCGCCAACACUGACCGCAGCCAGCAGCAGCACAACAUUGAGAAGGAGCUGAACUCCCUCCAGAACCGGGUGACGGAGCUGGAGCACGGACCACAGGGCUAUAGCCCUCCUGACGCCUUCAAGGUGACCAUCCCGGUGCAGAACAACUACAUGUAUGCCCGCAUGAAGAAGAGCCUGCCAGAGCUGUACGCCUUCACCAUCUGCAUGUGGCUGAAGUCCAAGGCCCUGGCAGGCAUUGGCACCCCAUUCUCCUACUCUGUCCCCAACCAAGCCAACGAGAUCGUGCUGUUGGAGUGGGGCUCUAACCCCCUGGAGCUGCUCAUCAACGACAAGGUUGCCCAGCUGCCGCUGAGUCUGAAGGACAAGGCCUGGCACCACAUCUGCGUGGCGUGGACCACCCGGGAUGGCAAGUGGUCAGCGUACCAGGAUGGCGAACAGCGGGGUGCUGGUGAGAACCUGGCCUCCUGGCAUUCCAUCAGGCCCCAAGGAAUCAUCAUCCUGGGCCAGGAGCAGGACACGAUGGGGGGCCGCUUUGAUGCCACACAAGCCUUCGUGGGAGAGCUGGCACAGUUUGGCGUCUGGGACCAUAUGCUGGCGCCAGCAGAGAUCCUGGGCUUGGCUAACUGCACCUCCCACCUCCAAGGGAAUGUGAUCCAGUGGGAUGACCAGGCGGUGGAGGUCUUUGGGGGUGCCAGCAAGGCGGGCUUUGCCGCCUGCGAGGAAGGGAGGAAGGCGUGAGUGGCCCCCAGCCCUUUUCCCAGCGCCAAGGAGCCCGGUGGCAGCCUCGAAGCAGGGAGCCCCUUUCUCCCCUCCCAGACCAGUAAGCCUUGCUGGGGCAAUGCUUAAGCCCCCCGUGCUGGUGUCCCAGGAGGGAGAGGGGCCCCUGGAAGCCUCCCUGUUGUCCCUGUGCUGGUGCUGUGGCUUGUCCUCAUUCCUGGCAGGCUGGCUCCUGAGUCUCAUCUUGCCUCACUUCUGUUUUGGGUGGAACUCGCUGUACCUGCAGGUGUCCUUGGUACGGUGAGGGUCCUCACCUUGUCAGACCUAACAGGGAGUGGGAAGUAGAACUCCAUCUACUUUGAGUGCA